Messenger RNA from Rhea pennata, 2602 nucleotides. It is a transcript of the gene ASB3, whose product is annotated as ankyrin repeat and SOCS box containing 3. Gene Ontology annotation, molecular function: protein binding. The coding region runs from base 201 to 1835 and encodes 544 amino acids. The transcript has 11 exons. The record is from RefSeq and is a predicted model, not a curated record. Gene Ontology annotation, cellular component: cytoplasm. NCBI's taxonomy places the organism in Eukaryota, Metazoa, Chordata, Aves, Rheiformes, Rheidae. Gene Ontology annotation, biological process: intracellular signal transduction.
GGAUGUGCCAGUUCUCAGCAUCAGCCAUCUAUUUCUGAUCUGAUUAAUUCAGUAAGGGGACUGCACUGACCAUACCGUUAAGAGCUCUAGGAGGAUUCACUGGUAUGCCAUGCUUCACUCUGCAGAAACCAUAACUGGCUCAGGUUGUCAGUGCUCUUCCCAGUUUCCUCAGGAGGAGCCAUGAGCUUACUUUAUGAAGAAUGGAUUUCACAGAGGCCUAUUCUGAUAGAUGUUCUGCUGUGGGACUUGCAGCUAGAGAAGGAAAUGUGAAAAUGCUCAAGAAACUAAUUAAACAGGGAUACAGUGUUGAUGUUCCAGAUAACAGAGGAUGGAUGCCAAUCCAUGAAGCAGCAGUUCGCAAUUCAAGUGAAUGUCUGAGGUUACUUAUUCGUGCAGCUCCAUCUGAAAACUACAUAAAAUCAGAGACAUUUGAAGGGAUGUGCGCACUGCAUCUUUCUGCAAGCCAUGGGUGUGUGGAAAGCGUCAACUUUCUUUUGGAAGCUGGAGCUGAUCCUAAUGCAGUUACUACUGAAGGAAGCACCCUACUGUUCCUAGCUGUUGAAAAUGGGCAUCCAGGCAUUGUAAAGUUGCUGCUGCAAUAUGGAGCAGGUAUUAAUGGACAUCAUUCUUGGUCUGGAUGGAAUUCUUUGCACCAAGCUUCUUACCAGGGAUACACUGAGAUAAUAAAAAUACUCUUGGAGAAAGGAGCAAACAAGGAAUGUGAGGAUGACUUUGGAAUUACACCUUUAUUUGUUGCUGCUCAGUAUGGAAAGCUGGAGAGUUUAAGAGUACUUAUAUCCUAUGGUGCAAACAUCAACUGUCAGGCCAAGGACAGAGCCACUCCGCUGCUGAUUGCUGCGCAGGAAGGCCACGCCGCGUGCGUGGAGCUGCUGUUGUCCGAGGGCGCCGACCCGAAUCUCUACUGUAACGAGGAAGAGUGGCAGCUGCCUAUUCACGCGGCGGCCGAAAUGGGCCAUAAGGAGAUACUGGAGUUGCUCAUACCAGUUACCGACCGGAUGUGUGACAGAGGAGAAGGCAAAGUGAGCCCUGUGUAUUCGGCGAUUUAUGGCGGCCAUAAGGAGUGCUUGGAAAUGCUGCUCGAGGAAGGCUACGGCGCAGACGCUCAGGAGUGCCUCACCUUUGGCUGCAGGUCACCCAUGUGCAUGGUUUUCCAGAAAGAGUUUUUUUAUUUAAUUGAUGUUCUCCUCAAAUAUGGGAUCACCCUCCUUGGGAUUAAUUUAGGAUAUUGCCUGUACCAUGGGAAAUUUACUUUGUUUCGACGCUUCUUGAAGUUGGGCUGUUCGUUGCCAUCUGAGGAGCAGUUGCUGGAGUUUGUACGUUAUGCAGUUAAAGCACACGAGCAGUACAAGGAGUGGCUGCCUUAUCUGCUGCUGGCUGGUUUUAAUCCGUUGAAUUUACUCUGCAAGUUGUGGAUUUAUUCUGUCAAUGAGGAUGCCCUUAGUUUCGUUUUGGAGUUCACGAACUGGAAGAGGCUUCCUCCAGCUAUAGAACGAAACCUUUCAGACUACAAGGAGAGCUCCGCGUGGAUUCCAAAGAGUCAUUUUGACUUCAUUCCUUCCUUGUCUCAUCUUUGUCGUCUUGAGAUCCGGUCCAUUUUAAAAAGUGAGUGUCUACGAUCUGAACAGUUUAUCCGUGAAUUGCCAUUACCAGCUUGUCUCCAGGACUACCUUCUCUACUUGGAUGUAUUGAGAGUGAAUGCUAUUCCAGCUGUAGUAGAGUCUCUGGAGGAGAGCGAUGAGGGAAUUCCUUCUGCCAGUCGUUCCAGUUCUGAAGAUGCAGAGAAGAGGGAAGUGUGUAAUACUGGUGCCAGAUGAUGAUACUGACUGUGACUGAACUCUGAUGUAGAAUUCAUAAUGGCAGUUAGGUAUCAACCAGAGAAGAGCUUCUGUAAAUAGCAAUUUUCAGCAGCAUGCCUUUUCAUACUGUAGUUUUCUAUCAGAUCUAGAAGUUUGUCGCAAGAUCUGUGAUGUGCUUGUUCAGACAGUCUGUUGCAGACUUUCUAAGUCUGAAAAGGUUUUCUGAAAUGAAAUUUUUAACUCUUAUGGAGUAAAUUGGCUUGUUCAAUGAACGGAACUUACAAAAGGUCAGACCCUGUUAGUACUAAUGCUUUAUUCAGAGUAGCGCAUAUACCAAAUGAAAUAUCUGAGUCAAGGACACCUUAUAGUAUUACUGUUAUGAAUUCAGAUGUUAGGGAGUGGUCUAGGUGAAGCAGAAAUGCGAAAUUAAUAUGAAAGAAGGAAGUGCUUGCAGAAGUAACUUUUUUUUCUUGGUCCUCUGUAUUCAGAACUUGAAAAUGUGCAUCCUUUUGUCAUCACUUUCAGUCAUCUUUUGAUGCUUCUUUCUUUGCUGCUUUUGUUGAAACUGUUUUAGGAUAUUCAUUUGAAUAUAAAAAUGCAUAUAGGACUUUACUGAGUGUACCAUUUAUUGUUCAUCCUCUUAAUGUGAACUCUUGUCAUUUAAAGAGGGAAACGGAUCAGGUUGAUAUGCAUUUUCCAUAGGUAGACUAAAUAAUGUUCAUAUCAGUGUCUAAAUUAACAUACUCCAAUGAUAUUUUGCAAUCAUUGUACAGAAGAAGUUAAAU